AUGAAACUGCCUGAUGUUUUAUAUACAUCUGUGAGAUUCAACAAUCUAUUAUUCCUUUUUAAAUUAAAUAAUACAACAAAACUAUUGAAUUUGUUAAAUCAGAUAUCAAGGGAUCGUGAAGUACCCUGUGCAGCAGCUUGUCAUCUCUUGGGAGAUCUUUGCAAUUCUUUUCACCUGGACAAAGAACAGAAAAUAUGCACCAUUGCAAAAUUGGAUCAGUUGGAGGAAGUUAAGGAGGAAGAUCAAGUAUUUGCCUUUGUUGAAAUUGAAGCCUUUACAACACUACCACUGUGCAAGUUUGGAUUCGUUCUAUUGGAAAGCAAGGAAGCAUGCGUUGAUGUCAAUGAAUGUACUCAACAAGAAACUUUGGAUUACUGUGGACCUAAUACCAACUGUGUGAACACUGCUGGUAGUUUCAGAUGUGAAUGCAAGGUUGGGUUUGAAAAAUUAGUCCCUUACGAAGGCUGUUCAGAUAUUAACGAAUGUACAGGCAAUAACUUUGUGCUUUGUGGAAGCAACUAUCAAAAUUGUUAUAACACUCUUGGAAGCUAUUAUUGCACCUGUAUAAUUGGAUGGUAUGAUUGGACUCCAAGUGGAGGUUGCCGUAGAGAUUGCUUGGGUCGGGAAAACUUGGAUACUGAUUGCUGCACCACUGCUAACCCUUGUGACUAUGGGAAGGGAGACUGUGACAGUGACGCGCACUGCAAGGGUAGCCUGAGAUGUAAGCGGCAAAAUUGUCGUGAUUUCUUUUCUGGAGCUGGGCCUGGGAGUGACUGCUGUAUAUAAUGCUGGUCCUGUAGCAGCAUUAUAGUGUUUAAAUUUUGACUUUGUUAGAAUUCAUAGCAUACCAUUUGUAUUUAAAAAAAACUUAUUUCAUACAUUGGAUCGGGUACAGGUUGGUCAAAAGGGUGGGCUGUUUUUCAAAAAAAAAACGUCUAAAGUAGCUUUUUUUUCGUGUGAUUUAAUUGCUAUAUCUUACAUAUAUGUAAAGCCCUUGGGGAAAUAACUUAAAAAGCAUGUGUCACGUCUUUGUUAAUUUGUUGAAAACUAAAUUUUCAUUUUUGAAAUUUUUUUGAAAUUUUUCGUUCUUUUUUAAAAAGCACCUUAACUAUUUCUGUCAAUUCUUGUUUUGGAAAAACGCCCCAUUAUACAGAAAUUUCAAUUAAAAACCCAUCAAUUUUUAAGUUGUCAAUAAACGAAAAGAGCAAUUUAAUGGGACUGUAAUUCAAAUUUUAAGUGACCCUCCAUGCAAAAAUGGU
Eurytemora carolleeae is the source of this 1259-nucleotide messenger RNA. RefSeq names its product fibrillin-1. Gene Ontology annotation, molecular function: calcium ion binding. The transcript is spliced from 9 exons. The coding region runs from base 1 to 786 and encodes 261 amino acids. The record is from RefSeq and is a predicted model, not a curated record. NCBI's taxonomy places the organism in Eukaryota, Metazoa, Arthropoda, Copepoda, Calanoida, Temoridae.